Molecule: messenger RNA, 2730 nt
Organism: Esox lucius (northern pike)
Lineage: Eukaryota; Metazoa; Chordata; Actinopteri; Esociformes; Esocidae
Gene: cap1
Product: CAP, adenylate cyclase-associated protein 1 (yeast)
Exons: 13
Coding region: 146-1558 (470 amino acids)
Biological process (GO): regulation of adenylate cyclase activity; cell morphogenesis; cytoskeleton organization
Cellular component (GO): cytoplasm
Molecular function (GO): adenylate cyclase binding; actin binding
Source: RefSeq, a predicted model, not a curated record
GCGCGGUGACAACUGGGUACUACCACACUCAUACAGGAAGAAUAGGCGUAGCAGUCGGUCUUGCUAGCUACCUAUUUCGCAGAGUACCACAGAGACGAUUGACGUUGAUCAAAGACCUAAUCAGUGCUUGUCCAAUUUAGCAGGUAUGGCAGAGUUGGCAAGUCUGGUGCAGCGGCUGGAGGUGGCUGUAGGUCGCCUGGAAACGGUGGCAGGCAGCGGGGGCAGCAGCGGUGGUGGCUCUCCUGGAGUUGUAUCAGCGUAUGUGGAGGCCUAUGACGGCAUCAUCACCGGGGCCGUUGCCCAGUACCUCACCCUCAGCCAGCAGAUAGGGGGUGACGUCCAGAAGCAUGCUGACAUGAUGAAGCAGGCGUUCUCCUGUCAGAGACAGCUCCUGGUCACCGCCUCCUGCUCCCAGAAGCCCUCUGAUGCAGCCUUGACUGCUCUCCUGGCACCAGUGUCCAAAGUGAUCCAGCAGGUGCAGACGUUCCGCGAGCAGAACCGCUCCUCGCCGCUCUUCAACCACCUGUCAGCCGUCAGCGAGAGCGUGCCGGCCCUGGGCUGGGUCGCCAUGGCUCCUAAGCCAGGCCCCUAUGUGAAGGAGAUGCAGGAUGCUGCCCAGUUCUACACCAACCGUGUGCUUAAGGACUACAAGGAGAAGGACGCAAAGCAUGUGGACUGGGUGAAGGCCUACCUGUCCAUCUGGACCGAUCUGCAGAGCUACAUCAAGCAGCACCACACCACUGGGCUGACCUGGAGCAAAAGUGGUCCCUUGGCCUCUGGCGCUCCAGCAGCCCCUGGCUGCGGCGCACCACCUCCCCCCGGCCCUCCUCCCCCUCCCAUGGACCUCAGCAUGUCUUCCGGUGGCGGUGGAGACCAAGGGGCAGACAACCGUAACGCCCUAUUCGCCUCCCUCAACAAGGGAGCAGACAUUACCAAGGGCUUGAAGCACGUGCCCAAAGACCAGAUGACCCAUAAGAACCCCAACCUGAGAACCCAGGCCGGUCCGGUACGCACCGGGGCCAAGCCCUUCACAUCCGCCAAGCCAGCCGCCACAGCCGCCCCGGCAGCAGCCUCUCACAAGCUGCCACCCGUCCUGGAGCUCGACGGCAAGAAGUGGAAAGUGGAGAACCAGGAAGGAGUCCAGGGCCUGGUAAUCAGUGACACAGAGCUGAAGCAGGUGGUCUAUGCCUUCAAGUGUAACAACAGCACCCUGCAGGUCAAGGGCAAGAUCAACUCCAUCACCUUAGAUAACUGUAGGAAACUGGGCCUGGUCUUCGACGAUGUUGUGGGUAUCGUAGAGGUGAUCAACUGCAGGGACGUCAAGAUCCAGGUCAUGGGUAAAGUUCCCACCAUCUCCAUCAACAAGACUGACGGUUGCCAUGUCUACCUGAGCAAAGAUUCACUGGAGUGUGAGAUCGUCAGUGCCAAGAGUUCUGAGAUGAACGUACUGGUACCUGGCAAAGAUGGAGACUAUACUGAGCUUCCUGUUCCUGAGCAGUUCAAGACUGUCUGGGACGGCAGUAAGCUUGUCACCACCUGUACAGAGAUCGCUGGAUAGAGGGGGCCGUCUCCGGAACCACCUCCCCUUUGCAAAUGCCUACCUGACUGAUGGAUCGACCAACCUGCUCACAAGCCCACAAAGUAGACAGAGAUGCCAAUCUCGCCCGUAUUUUUGCUAUUCGCCAAUGACAGCUUUAGCUGUUUCUUCCUUCAGCCAAUGAGGACUGCUUGCUUUAUCUGGAGCAUUCCUUCAGCCAAUUUGCAGGGAACAGCUUGUCAUUUGCUGUGGUUAUUCUCAUGGCCAGUGAGCAUGUUUUUUAAAUGAAUUUGCCAACAAUCACAAUAUUUGAUUUGUACAUUCCAGCAAAUUCUGAAUAAACACUUUAAUAGCGAACAUGAGAGAGCCAGGCUUUUAAUCACACUUCUGUAGUUUUAACUGCUCAGCCAAUCAGCCUAUGCUUUCACCAAUUUGGAAUUGGGUUUCCAUUCCCUCUCUGGUCAGGGGGGCAGGUGUUCAGGGGUGGAAGAGGUUUCAGUUCCAUUUAUGCAAUUCAGUCGUGAAGCACAACCAAUCCCUCUACAGAUGACAGUGCUAUCACUUCCGAUUUAAAAAAUGUUAACAUUUCAUAGGGAUUAACUGUCAUCACUCUUACAUAGGUAAAAGAACCAGUAAUGUGCAGGAUCACUUAAUUUUUAUAACACUGCAGCAGAAAUGUUGAAAAAUUAACAAACGGUUUAAAGCAACCCCCCCCCCCCCCCCAACCCAGGCCACAUUCCUUUUAGCAUUUAAAAUAAACAUUCCAUGUUGUUGAUGAUGCAUAAGAGCGGUUGUAAGGAUGUGGUGACAAUUGACUUUGGUCCUACUGGAAGUGAAAGUGGUUCUAGAAAGAGGCAGAUGUGAAUGCUGUUAAUGAACCAUUAACCGUUAAGUCUGGGGUUGCUUCCUGAUUGCUGAUUAUCAGACCUGCUGUAAUGGCGUGUGUAGGUAUUUUGCUUUUAAUACUAGUCUUAAACCCAGUGUCGCCAUCACCUACACAUCUUUCCACUGUCAAUUCUGAAUCCUUUGGUUAUCCUGUUUUUGUAGCUGUCAAGCUCUACUGUGGAGUUUUUGUAUUGUCAUUAUUAUUAUUUUGUAUCUCUUUAUUUGGGUUAAGAAGAAUCUGUUCAUUAGUACUGGAGGAAGACAUCAUUAAAACAUAAUUAAAAGUUGCAAUAAAACAUUUGAGGUUU